Messenger RNA from Pistacia vera, 2545 nucleotides. Its product is annotated as SNF1-related protein kinase catalytic subunit alpha KIN10. Bases 84 to 1628 code for a protein of 514 amino acids. The record is from RefSeq and is a predicted model, not a curated record. Gene Ontology annotation, molecular function: protein binding; ATP binding; protein serine/threonine kinase activity. Gene Ontology annotation, biological process: intracellular signal transduction; protein phosphorylation. Lineage: Eukaryota; Viridiplantae; Streptophyta; Magnoliopsida; Sapindales; Anacardiaceae. The transcript has 12 exons.
AUCGUUUUAAUUUUAUUUUCCUAUUUCUCAAGCUUUAAUUUGAAGUUUAGAAGCUCGAUUUCGCUCGGAUUCCCGCUCUGAACAUGGAUGGAUCUAGUCGAGGUGGCAGUGGUGUGGAUAUGUUUUUACCAAAUUAUAAGCUUGGUAAAACUCUAGGAAUUGGAUCCUUUGGUAAGGUGAAAAUUGCGGAGCAUGCAUUGACUGGCCAUAAAGUUGCUAUCAAGAUACUUAAUCGUCGCAAGAUCAAAAAUAUGGAAAUGGAAGAGAAAGUGAGAAGAGAAAUUAAAAUUUUGAGGUUGUUUAUGCAUCCUCACAUCAUUCGACUUUAUGAAGUCAUAGAGACCCCAAGUGAUAUUUACGUCGUGAUGGAGUAUGUGAAGUCGGGAGAGUUAUUUGAUUAUAUUGUUGAGAAGGGCAGGCUACAGGAGGAUGAAGCCCGAGUUUUUUUUCAGCAGAUAAUUUCUGGUGUGGAGUACUGCCACCGAAACAUGGUGGUUCAUAGAGAUCUUAAGCCCGAAAAUUUGCUUUUAGAUUCCAAGUGGAAUGUAAAAAUUGCUGAUUUUGGCUUGAGCAAUAUAAUGCGAGAUGGUCAUUUUCUGAAGACAAGUUGCGGAAGCCCAAAUUAUGCUGCCCCUGAGGUUAUUUCUGGAAAACUGUAUGCUGGGCCUGAAGUAGAUGUGUGGAGCUGCGGUGUUAUAUUGUACGCUCUUCUCUGUGGGACCCUUCCUUUUGAUGAUGAAAACAUUCCCAAUCUUUUUAAGAAAAUAAAGGGCGGGAUAUACACACUUCCUAGUCAUUUGUCUCCGGGUGCAAGAGAUUUGAUCCCAAGGAUGCUUAUAGUUGAUCCAAUGAAGCGAAUUUCCAUUCCAGAUAUUCGUCAACAUCCAUGGUUUCAAGCCCAUCUUCCACGUUAUUUAGCUGUUCCCCCACCUGACACAAUGCAACAAGCCAAAAAGCAGAUUGAUGAGGAGAUUCUUAAGGAAGUGGUUAAGAUGGGAUUUGAUCAAACUCAAGUGGUUGAGUCUCUUCGCAACAGAAUACAAAAUGAGGCUACUGUUGCAUACUAUCUGUUGCUGGACAACCGUUUCCGUGUUUCCAGUGGUUAUCUUGGGGCUGAGUUUCAAGAAACUAUGGAAUCUGGUUUCAACCGUAUGCAUCCUGGUGAAGUUGCUUCACCUGUUGGGAAUCGCCUUCCAGCGUUCAUGGAUUAUCAAGGAAUGGGAUUAAGAGCACAGAUGCCAUUUGAAAGAAAAUGGUCUCUUGGACUGCAGGUGUCCCGUGCCCAUCCACGUGAAAUAAUGACAGAAGUUCUCAAAGCUUUGCAAGAACUGAAUGUAUGCUGGAAGAAGAUCGGGCACUACAACAUGAAGUGCAGGUGGAUUCCUGGCGUCCCUGGUCAUCAUGAAGGCAUGAUUAAUAAUCAUGUACACAAUAAUCACUACUUUGGGGAGGAAUCUACCAUUAUUGAGAAUGACGUUAUCAAGUCACCAAAUGUAAUCAAGUUUGAAGUGCAGCUUUACAAAACUCGCGAGGAGAAAUACCUGCUUGAUCUUCAGAGGGUUCAAGGUCCGCAGUUGCUCUUCCUGGAUCUUUGCGCGGCCUUUCUUGCACAACUUCGGGUCCUUUAAAUCAAGAAGUCUCGUGCCCAUCCACGUGAAAUAAUGACGGAAGUUCUCAAAGCUUUGCAAGAACUGAAUGUAUGCUGGAAGAAGAUCGGGCACUACAACAUGAAGUGCAGGUGAAUUCCUGGCGUCUCUGGUCAUCAUGAAGGCAUGAUUAAUAAUCAUGUACACAAUAAUCACUACUUCGGGGAGGAAUCCACCAUUAUUGAGAACGAUGUUAUCAAGUCACCAAAUGUAAUCAAGUUCGAAGUGCAGGUAACUCAAAUAUGCUCAAUUUUAUUAUUCAAUAUAAUGGUGAUGUACAAGUUUUUUUAUACUGAGAUAGGAAUGUCAACAUCGAUCACUCUCCCAAGCAAGUGAAAAACCUAGUUUAAGUGUCAACCAUUUUGCUAUCUGAAGACAAAUAAAUCUGAUAUGUAAAAAUGUCUCUAAAUGUUUUCUGCAAAUAAUGCCUUUCCUACCAAUGGGCUCGACAACUUUACAAAACUCGCGAGGAGAAAUACCUGCUUGAUCUUCAGAGGAUUCAACGUCCGCAGUUGCUCUUCCUGGAUCUUUGCGCGGCCUUUCUUGCACAAGUUCGGGUCCUUUAAAUCCAGACGGUUAGGGUAUUGACGAAGGAAUUAUCCGUGAAUCUAUUGAUGCAUGUGAAUAAGAAACAUAAGAUGUACAUAACUAGUUUUCGGUUGGGAUCUUUGUUAACCUUCCCCCGCAGUUUUUUACAGGUGAUUGUUGUUUGAAGCUAGCCAUUAACAGUGAAAUUGGGCUCUGCUUUGGCUUAGUCACUGACUCGCUAGUAUUGCUAGUCAUUAGCAGGUAUUAAUGCAGUCGAAUCUCGGUCUUAUGUUAUGAACCCUAACGGGUAACUUAAGUGAAUUCGAUGAAAGAAUUAUGUUUAUUUCAUCAUCAAUCGUCUCGCAUAUUAU